Messenger RNA from Labrus bergylta (ballan wrasse), 2291 nucleotides. RefSeq lists its product as uncharacterized. NCBI's taxonomy places the organism in Eukaryota, Metazoa, Chordata, Actinopteri, Labriformes, Labridae. Gene Ontology annotation, cellular component: external side of plasma membrane; membrane. The record is from RefSeq and is a predicted model, not a curated record. Gene Ontology annotation, molecular function: C-C chemokine binding; C-C chemokine receptor activity. Gene Ontology annotation, biological process: immune response; G protein-coupled receptor signaling pathway; calcium-mediated signaling.
CACCACACUGUGUCUCUAAUAGCCUGGUGAGGAAACCCCUUUCCUGUGCCGUCUAUUCUUAAAGGGAAGUGAAGAGUUGCUUGUGUAGCAGUUUGUUUCUCUUUUCAUGCAGACGCCCUUGUCAGCACACACACACUCACACCAUGAACUUCUCAUUUAAGCGGAAUUCUACUGAGGAAAUGGCUCCCGAGGAGUUUGCAGGUGGGACAGCGGUGGCUUGUGUGAUCCUGGGCCUGUCCUUCCUGGUAGGAGCUCCUGGGAACCUGCUGGUGAUCUGGACCAUCUUAAAACACGUCAAGCAGCGAUCCCACACUGUGGUGCUCAUCCUGCAUCUGGCUGUUGCUGACCUGUUGGUCCUCAUCACCCUGCCUGUGUGGAUAUACUCCCUCGCUCACUCCUGGGUGUUUGGAGAAGCCAUGUGUAAAGCUAUGGUGUUUAUGAUCAAUGCCUGUAUGUACAGCAGUGUUUUCCUCAUUACUGUCAUGAGUAUAGAGCGCUUUGUGGCUGUGCGUUAUCCUUUUGCCUCAGCCGGCUGGAAGAGGAAAAAAGGUUUGAAUAAGGUUCUGCUGGCUCUGUGGACUGCAGCUUCCUUGUUCAGCAUACCAAUCAUCCCAACACAGGUGGUAGCAGAUUAUUCUGGUGAGGCGCACUGUCUGUACCGGUUUUACACCUCUGUGGCCCAGGAGCUGGUGUGUGUGCUGCUGGAGACGCUAGUGGGCUACAUAUUGCCUUUCUCAAUCCUGGUAGUCUGCUAUGCCUGCCUGUGCAGCCGAAUCACUCAGAUGACCUUCAAGUCUAAGCGCAAGUCCACCGUCCUGAUUGCCAGUGUGGUAGUGGUGUUUGCUGUCUGUUGGACGCCUCAUCACAUUGGAAAUGUCCUCUCACUCAUCAUCCUGUCUAUGGGGAAGUCUUUCCCUGAUGAAGCAGCUUACCUGGAGGAUGUCAGGGGCACCAUGACCUUUAUUGCCGGGGCCUUGGUCUUCAUCAGCAGCACUGUCAACCCCAUCCUGUACAUGUUUGCAGCUCGCUCCUUCAGAAGCUCCCUGAGAGACACAGGCAUCCAGAAGCUCUUCCGCCACAUCUCCAGCACCUCCCCAGGUGAGGGCAACAGAGAAUUGUCCUUUGUGUCGAAGAGGCACAGCAACCAGACCAACAGCUCCCUGUGUGUGUCUACAACAAAAGACCAAAUGGAUAUCUUAGUAAAAAUGUGUGAAAAUAACCCAUCCUGAUUCUUCAUGUUUUCUAUCUCUGUAAAAAUAGCUGUGUGUAAGUUAGUUUUUUAUUAGGAGGAUAUUUUGCCUGUUGUGAAGCUUGUUUUCUUUGAAAUAACAACGGAGAAGUGGAGAAAGUGGGAAUCAAUUGUCCAAUGCUGUAAACAACCUGUUUAAUAUCUUUUCUAAACAUUUUUUUUCCAAAACUGAAAACAUAUUUAAAAUAUAUUGUAUAUACUGUACUUACAUUUAUUCAAUAUGAAUGGUAAAAAUAUAUUCCUUAAAACCUGUCUAAAUGUACAUUUCUUUAUGAAGACCUUUUUUUUGGCAUUUUGUUGAUGUUAUUCUGAUUAAAAAAAAUGUUCCUGUUGGAGGUAUGGUAACAUGAUUGGUCAGGGCGCAGUAAGUUUACAGCUGGUUAUUCUGUGGUUUCCUCUGCCACUUCUUAUUUUUUUAACACUUUUGAAACAGAGAAAUUUUCCCACAGCUUGUCUUGUUUUUUCUUUCUGUGUUGGGAAAUAAUAACAUUGAUGACACAGUCCCACUCUUUGAUAUGAAUUAAUUUGACAAAAUUUCUUAUUCAAUUCACCUUGUGCUUAUUUAUCUAUUUUAAAAUCAAGAAUAAAGAUCUAGAGUAAAUGAAUUAUUUCAUGACAAUUGAGCAUACAAUUGAUUUGUUAUCCAAAGACAACAGUCAGUUCUUUUACUUCCUCUUGGAGAAAAGAUUGCAAAAUGAAAAACUGCAUGUUUCCUUUACAGAGCAUCAAAAAGAGGAAUUGUGUCUCAAUGUUUGUCACAGUCUUAUAAAACUCAAGUCAGCCCUAUACAGUGGGAGGGUUCAACAACAGCUUAUCUAAAUGUAUAUGCCAGCUAGAAAUGUUUUAUUUAUUCAUAUAAUAGCAUAUUAAGUUUUUGUGUUGCCAUGGUACCUCUCACCAACUGGAUGACAUUGACAUCAGCUCAGUGUGGAUCACGAUCCUGUUGUAUGGUUAUUUAUAACUAUUUAUUCAGGUUUUUCAUAAUACGGUCAUGAAUUUAAAAUUUUAUUUUCCAAAUAAAAAUAGUGACAAACAUAACGUA